Uranotaenia lowii is the source of this 10117-nucleotide messenger RNA. RefSeq lists its product as uncharacterized. The record is from RefSeq and is a predicted model, not a curated record. Gene Ontology annotation, biological process: neuropeptide signaling pathway. Gene Ontology annotation, cellular component: membrane. The transcript is spliced from 10 exons. Bases 45 to 2333 code for a protein of 762 amino acids. NCBI's taxonomy places the organism in Eukaryota, Metazoa, Arthropoda, Insecta, Diptera, Culicidae. Gene Ontology annotation, molecular function: corazonin receptor activity.
UUACGUCCCAGGGAGCUAACGGAAGAGAUAAUGUUGUUGUGGUAAUGGAUCUGAAGGCUGGCAAACAUCUUGUGGCCCCAGCAAUCAAUAAUAUCAGUUGCUCGAACAAUCGCUUCGCCGGAAGUUUUUUCGCCCAAAUCGGGCCGCUCGACGUUCUGCAGGCGCUCUUCAUCGUGUUCCUGACAUUUCUGGUGAUCAGUGCCAAUCUGAUGGUCAUCGUCGUCAUCAACAGCCGGAGGUACGCAGCUUACAUUCAUCCGCAGCCUCGGUAUCUUCUGACCUCGCUGGCCCUGAACGAUCUGGCCAUCGGAGUGCUCAUCAUCCCGUUCGGGGCACUUCCUGCCUUAUUCCAUUGCUGGCCUUACGGGGAGAUUUUCUGUCAGAUACAGGCUUUACUACGGGGAGCGUUAUCGCAACAAAGUGCAGUUAUUCUAGUUUGUAUGGCAGUUGAUCGGUAUUUGUGUGUGCUGCAUCCCGAGAUUUAUCACAAGAGAUCCAGCAAAAAGUUACCUACUCCACACACAAAGGAUGAAACAUUGCUGCAGUUGCUGCUGCAUGUAAAAACGGUUAUCGGAAUGCUGCUGCUUCUUCGAAUCUACAAAAUUCUUCCGAUUCCGUGGGGCUCCAGCAUUACCGGGAAACAAGAGCCCGAGUUUUGCCAAGAACCCGAUACCCGAGUAUAUCUAGCACGCGUUAGCAUACUCUGUGCCAACGAGAUACUAGCCGAAGGUACUGUUUUCACUGUUCCCGAAUCCGACUCCGAAGAAGUUUCGGAUGCUGUUCUACCAUCAGUUUUCAUUUCCGUGCGUCCACGUUUUGUGCGGUCCGAUGAAACCUUUGAAAAAGCUUGCUCUUUAUCGCCUAUCGCAACGUCCAGCUCCUCCACAUCUUGUUCUGCAAUUGUUUCCACAUCUUCUCCCAAACUAGGAGCUUUUUCCUCGUCUCCAAUCCGGUUCCCUCCAUCACUGGUGCACUGUAUCGAAUCAUUUUGGAUUGCUUUUGUUGUAAUAUCCGAUGUGUUCCGAGCGCACGAUUCACCGGGGACUUCAUUUUUCAACAAAGGCUUCGGCAUGGAAGGAUCUUUGAAGAGUAAACCAAACAACCAAAAUCCUAAGCCGGAAGUUGCUUGUCCGAUCGUUGGCAUCAAGGUCGGACUCGGGGUGUUCACCAUCGAAGCGGCAAACGAGGCUACAUCAUGCGCUACGCCACUGCCACCGCUGACGCCGCCCCUUCCACCACCCUUCAGCUCAUCGCGAGCGAUCGCUAUCCUCAAUGCCGCCUACAAAGUGUUGUCCCGAACCCUACUUCACCGCAUAACGCAAAAAGAUCCGUCGGAAGUCACCAGGCUGGCUUCAUGGAGGGACGGUCUGCGACGAAUCAGAACUUCACACUACGGAAAAUCAUCCAAAAAUGCCGUGAACACCGUAAAAAUCAUGGCCGAGAACGGCUUCUCCGGGAAGCUGAGCCGACUGAUUAAGGCUACGAUGGUUGGAACGCAGCGCUGUUUUUCGGAGAUGGAGCAGCGCCUGAACGGGUCCACAUCCCGCACGAUGGCGGCAAUAUCAUUAGGUUUUAUAGUGAUCAUCACCCCCUGGACGAUACAGGAGAUCGUGGCCACGUGUACGGGAUCGAAGAUACCACCUUCGAUAGACUUCUGCGUCACAUGGAUAGCUUUAAGUAGUAGCUUUUGGAAUCCCUUCCUGUACUGGCUGCUGAAUGCGAGAUUUCGAAGAAUCUGCAAGGAUCUUCUCACGUCAAAGUGCAUCAGCAGCCAAACUUCGCUGGAGGAAAAGUACAGCAUGAGUCUGGAGUACGAUCAUCAGCUGCUUUCGGGAGCACUGCCACUUCCGCCGGGACCUCCACCGGCCACGAUUUGCCGCUCGGCUAACCACACGCCCCGGACCGAAUACGAGCUGGGCUCGGCCAAGUACUGGGGAAACAUCCUGGAGCGAACCUUCAGCACCGGCAGUAUGAAUGCCAUUCACCACAGUACCUCAUCCGGAUCGUACCAUCAACAACAACAACAGCAAGGACAUCCGAUGACCCUGCAUCGGCACCAUCAUCGGCAACAUCGUCAACAUCAGCAGCAACAGCAACAGCACCACCAUCAAAAUGGGAACAGCAUCCUGCACAAAUCGACCCUAUCGAUUGGGAAAGAACUUCACGCCGGGAUGACGAGAUCUGAGAGUUCAGAAUUUACGGUAGUUUUUCCGACUACGAACUCCGACCCUCAGAUGUCUUCCUGUGAGCAUGAACUGCACGAUAUCAACUGUGCCAAGAAUCAAGCUUUUUUCGUUGGGUUCAACCAUCACCAGACGCUACCUGAUAUCUAGUAUUGCAGGAAACGGAAACCGGGAGGGUAAAAUAUUCUGAAACAAUGCGAUAUGAGGUUUUUACCUACUAGAUAAGUGUUUUGUAUGAAAUCUCAUGGAUGCAUAUAUAUAGGGUAGCAAAUUUUCAAAUGAAAUUUGAAUUAUCGUCAAUCAACUUCCAUUAAGAGUUUUAAAAAUACAUUGAGAUUAUUGUAUGACCUGCCCUGCGAUCACCUAUGCUUAUGUUUACCUGAACUGUCGUAUCUGACUACAUUAUUAUUUCAAUAAUCGCAGAUGAAGGGGAGGAUUAUUUGAAAAAUUUACAAGAUCAAGAUUUCUUUUUCACAGUCUCCGAAUCCCGGCUGAUUUAUUGGGCCAAAAAUUAAACAGUUUCUUACAUGAAGUUAAAAGAGGUCAUUAAGCUUACUCGGUAGACUAAGGUUGCCAGAAUUUUUUCAGCAUGUAUCCGGGCCGGACAAACCGGGUAUAAAAAUUAAAAAACUGGCAAAAUCCGGGCAUUCGAUUUUUAAUUGACGACCAUAAAUCCGGGCAAUAUCCGGGCAAAUUUUGUCAAAACUCAGAAAUUUCUCAGCGAAAACCAAUAAAAUAAAAUGAAAAAAAAACUUAUCGAUAGAUUUUGAACCGUAUUUCAGGCUUCCAAAGGACCUUUCAUGAUUAAUUAAAAAAAAACUUGCUCAAAAAAUUUCAUUUUGAAGGUGUUUGUUGUUUUUUAUUGUUUAAUUUGCCAAAUAAAGUGAAUAAACCCGGGCAAAGUCUGGGCAUUUUUCAAUAAAAUUCGGGCAACCGGGCCUGGUCGGACUGUUCUUAAAUUUAGUAUUGAAUAUCCGGGCGAACCCGGAUAAAGCCGGGCAAUCUGGCAACCUUACGGUAGACGCAACUUUUGGAUCACUUCUUGCGCAUUCGAAGUUUUCGUCGGAUAGAUGAACACAAACUUCGUGAAAACAUCAACCACCAGGAACUUGUAACGCUUCUCUUUCACGUCAAUAGUUAUGUUUUAUUUAUUAAUGCAAGUAAUAAUUCACAUUUACGGAUCGUAUUUCAAAGCCACCGCUUCUCGCCAGUUUGCGCCUCUUGGUCCAUGAGGUCAAUUGUUACCAGUAACAAUGUACCCCCUACGCCAUAAAGUUCCCAGAUAGACAUUGACCAGGGCUACUGACCAUGAUUCCCACCUCGAUUUAGCACCAAACGAUUUAGCACUAAAUAUCCUUUAAUAUUGGGAGGUCUAAGGCAAUACUCAAUGUCAAAUCACUCCUACAGCAACGACCUUGCAUCUUCACGGCUCAAGGUCUGACCUCUCCUCUAUCGGCCCAGGGUCCGACCUAUCCUCGUUUUGGCUUGAGAUUCGCAGCUUAUCCUGGACACGUCUGACACAGCACACGCUCGGGACUUAACGUAAAUACUCGGAUGAUUCCCUACGAAGACGUUAUCCAACUCCACCUCAAAUGACUCAUCUGGCGUCCAGAGUUACUCUACAUGGAGGGUAUUCCCCGUACCGUGAAAUACCAAUUUCCCAACGAUAUUCACUGCGAAGAAUGUAUUAGCUUAUUCCCACCGCACAGAUACUCUCCGCCAGUGGAGUUAUCCUACUAGGCACACAUCGUAUGUCCCGAGAUUCAAUAUGCAGAAGAUGUUGUCUUAUCUGUUUAGCCUCUACUCGACGGCGGUGGGACAUUCUCUACCGGUUCGUGGGCGAUAAGUGUAGUUCUCUCGGCAGUACACCUGCAAUCUCUGGACCACGAUGAGGUGGAACUACUUCCCGGAACACAUUCAUCGGUUUCAGAUAAUCGAAUGCUACCACGCCUUUCAAAAUCAAACGAAGCAAUCCUUCGGUUUUGCUUUUUUUUUCUCUCCGCAAGAAUGCACUGCACUCAUCACUCAAUCUGUUUUUUUAUCUUCGCACUCAGUUGAUAAAAGUGGUAAUCUCUUGAUCACCUCUUCAAGCUAUUGUACACCAAAAUAACCGUUCUUGUGCCCUCUCGUUGGAUAUAUUCGAAUUGUAAUUCACUUUUCAGCCGUCUACCACUUUCAUCAGAACAUCUCCAUUUACCAAAUAAUCGAAAACUCUUGAGUUGUUCCUCUGUGCCCUUUUUAACAUUUACACGACUGGGUUCACUUGCAGUUAGCAUAAGGUUGCCAGAAUUUUUUUCACUACCAUCCGGGCCUAGCAAUUCCGGGCAUUUUUUCAAAAAAACCUGGCAAAAUCCGGGCAUGGAUUUUAAUUUUUCAAAUCCAAAAACCGGGCAAAAACCGGGCAAAAUUUAGGUGUUAUUAUAAAUAAAAGCAAAAAAAUGCAAACAAAAAUCGAAAUUAAUAUUUUAUUAAUGUAAUUGCAGACUUCCAACAACUUUUUGGAACACUUAAAUAUUUAAAGGUUUAUAAAGUAAAUCAGCGAAAUUAUUUAAAACAACCGUUGAAAAUUUCCAUACCGAUAAUCGUUUUUGCUGAAACGUACUCAAAAACUUUGAUUUUUUUUUGGUUUCUUUGUGAAAAUUGUGAAAAAAUCCGGGCAAUAUCCGGACUUUUUUCACGAUAUCCGGGCAACCGGGCCGGACCGGACUUUCUCGAAAUUGUGCAUCAAAUAUCCGGGCAAACCCGGAUAAAACCGGGCAAUCUGGCAAGCUUAAGUUAGCAUCUUUGGCGCUCGGCUCAGCGCAUCAAUAUGCUUCAUUUGGUUACCAGAACAACGCCACACAAUCAUUCACAAUUUUAUCUUAGCAGGUACAUCACUCUCGACUAAGCGUAUCGCUGCCAAGUACUUCCAGGUGAUAUGCACUGUAAUUCUUAUCGUUACGUUCUGGGAUAAAAUCAACCGUCGUCGCAUUUCUAUAGAAGCACUGCUCCGAAACCUUCCAAUCCAUUCAUUUGUGCUGACGAAACUAUAGACGAUGAGCUGACCAACGGAUCCAUUUCCUUAAGUUUCAACUGGACAUCGGGAUGCACCAUUCCUGCCAAUUAGGAAGUUCUGUACUCUGGCCACAAACGACCGUCUGCCAAGACCUCCACCAAGAUGGUCGAUCGGGGAGUUCAACACAAUGCUGGAUGAACUCACUAACGAACUCACAGGAAGGGCCCAUGUAGUGAUAGGAGGAGACUUCAACGCUUGGGCGGUAAACUGGGGUAGUAGGUUCAACAACCCUAGGGGCCAUAGUCUGCUAGAGUCCUUCGAGAGACUGGAGUUGUGCAACACUGGAUCUAUCAGCACCUAUUACAAGCAUGGAAUACUAGACUGAACGUCAGUAAUAGAUAUCACAUUUGCGGGCCCAUCAUUAAAAACUGAUAUGAAUCGAAGAGCGUGUGACGAUUAUACGCACAGCGAUCACCAGGCGUUACGUUACAGCGUAGGAGACCGAAAUCCGGUGGCAGUAAGGCAACUGCCAGUCCAUGAGUGGGGAUGGAAGACCAAAGUUUUGGGUAAUGAAGUGUGCGCCGAAGCUAUUAACAUACUGGAAGCAUCGCAGGUCCAUAACGCUGAGCAGUUGACGAAAAUGAUGGUAGCGGAGUGCGACUUGACCACUCCCAGAAGGAAUACACCGAAGUGGUGGCGCGACGAAGUUGAGGACCUUAGAAAUAGCUGAGCUUUGUACUAGCUGUCUGAAAGCCAAACGAUGAUAUCAACGGACGAGAAACGAAGCCGAUAUAGAAACGAGAGGUGCCGUUUACCGAGCAGCAAGGGUGGCACUUAAGCGAACUAUUAAAACAAGCAAAGAGAUCUGCUACAGAGCGUGAUGCCAGAGCGUAGAUGAUAACCCAUGGGGCCAAGCCUAUAGAGUUGCACUGGCAAGAUUCGGUGGCCCAAGGUCGCCGACCGAAAAGUGUCCGGAAAAACUGAGAGAGAUUGUUGCACAUCUUUUCCCGCAGAAUGGCCCGAUGCAGUGGCCACUUACCCCGUACGACGCGGGUGCCCACGACAUCGAGCCAGUAAAGAACGAGGAACUUGUGGCUAAACCAUUCCGGAUACUUUCAGAGUGGUGCUACAAAAAUGUCUCUACGAGGGAUCUUCUCCCAAUUCAUGGAAAACGGCGAAGUUGGUGCUACGACCGAAACCUGGGAAACCCCAUCGUCAUACAGACCCAUUUGUCUGCUGGACACCCUUGGUAAGCUACUGGAGAGGAUAAUAUUUAACAGACUUAUUAUCAACACAGAAGGCGACAGUGGACUGUCAGACAAACAGUUCGGUUUUCGGAAAAAGAGAUCUACAGUGGACGCCAUCCGAAUGGUGGCAGAGUACGCGAAGCGCGCAUAGAAUAAGAAGUGGACAGGUGUUCGUUACUGCGCCAUUGUGACAAUCGACGUUAAGAAUGCCUUCAACAAUGCCAGCUGGGAAGCGAUUGCCAAGGCACUUCACAGGAUGCGUGUUCCCAAUACCCUCUGCAGGAUAAUAGGAAACUUUUCGAAAAUCGAGUCCUGACGUACGAAACUGAAACUGGGUUACGAUCUACUGCCCUAACAGCGGGUGUUUCACAGGGUUCCAUACUCGGACCUGUGCUUUGGAAUGCCAUGUAUAAUGAGGUUUUAAUGCUGAUCGCCGGCGAAAAAAUCGAGGAGGUAGAAUACCUUGCAACGGUGUCCGUAGAAAGGGUUGACUCUGGAUGGAGGGAGUUAAGCUUCAGAUAGCUCACCAUAAAACCGAAGUUCUGCUCGUGACCAAUAAAAGAGUUGUGCCGCACAUGUAGAUUACUGUUGGAGGCCACACGACGUCUUCGAAACAGCAGCUGAAAUACCUUGGAGUAAUCGUCGACAAUCGCUUAAGUUUUGGUGCGCAUGUCAAAUACUGUUGUGAAAAUGCAUCGAAAGUCAUAGAUUCAUUGGCCUGGAUUAUGCCGAACUGCCGUGGUCCAAAAAGUAGGAAGAGACGUCUCCUUGCGAACGUAGCAUUGUCGAAACUGUGAUAUGGAGGAGCGGCCUUGAGCUCUGCCUUAGAGAUAAAUAAAGGUUAGUAAAGCUCAAGGAUCACCUCUAGUGAUGCUCAAAUGAUUGAAAAAAAGGGACGCAUCGAACAACCCAGAUUUAGUAAAUCAGAAGUAUUUGAAAAAUUUGAACGCUGAAAAUGUUGUGAGUGAAAUGUGUCGGGGAACAGUUAUGGCCGUCGACGAAAUCUCGCAAAUCACGUGCGAUCUAAUACGAAUCAGGAAUGAUGAUGAACAAAGAGAGAGAGAGAGAGAUAGUAAACCAAACUUGAGCAGUUAAAGUUAUAACCCUAAUCUGGACUCUCAUACGUGUGGUGGGACUUAAAAGAUCUCACGUUCUCAGCAACGAUCUUUCCUGCAGCAAAAGGAAGCGGAGAUACCAUUCAGGGUGGUCGUGACAGGAUUCCAGCUUGGUAGUUUCUCAAUCGGCCAUGCCUUGGUGGUUAGAAAUCCCGCGGGAGUGGAUGCUCUGACCAGCGCGAGUUACUAAGCAUUACCUAAUCGGCUCACGUCUCGGAUUCUUCUGUAUCAGUCGUAAGUUUGCGAAAGAGGAAAAGGAGUAAGCAAUAUCAUUUCCUCUGGCUCGAAUUUCCACUGGUCUUUCCUACAACGGAAAUUUCCAGAGAUGUGGGAAACUUCGUUUAUGUUUCCGAUUUUCAAAACUGGCGAACGUCGUAACGUGAAACAAUACCGUGGAAUUACAAGCCUGUCUGCUGGAUCAAAACUGUCCGAAAUUGUAGUUAGUCAAGCCUUUCUAGUUGGCUGUAGUCAUUUUUAACUGACAAGUGCAUAAGGAUUAAGAUUGAUGAUAGCAUCCCUAUUACGUAACAAACCGUUCCGGCAUCGCUAAAGGCAAUUUUUGACCUUUGUUGUUUUCUUUGCUUUGAUUGGCAAGCGGAAGAAUGAAUUGCUCAAAUCCAGGACAGUAACAACUUUUUGGUCUUUGAAUCUUCUAUUGCUCUCAUCGGGAAACAUUCUUUCAAGAUCUUUUUAUUCAACUGUCUGUAUUCCACACACACUCUCAUUGAUCCAUUUUUCUUCUGAGCCAAUAUCACUGGACUCGCAUAUUCACCUAAAUGAAUAACUACUCCGCUUUAAGGUUCCAUUAUUCAACCACUCCUCGAGAGUCUUUUGCAAGAUCUGGAUGAUCUCGGAUGUUCUGAAUGUUUGUAAUCGAUGGAUUUUGGAUUUUUCAUUCACAAAAUCAAGAUUAAACUAAUUGGUGUUAAAAUUUCAUAAUAAUGUAUCAACCGAAAGAAACUAGUAGCAUGUGACAGUUGGAAGAAACUUCGCUGCUUCACGCAAGUUCAAUCUUUUUUUAAAGCUUCUGUAAAUGUAUUUAUCAGACACUUAUUAAACACUCAAAGCAAAGUCAAAUAUGGUUGCCUCGGAGCCACUGGUGUAUAAGUGCAAAAAUGAUCGAUUUUGAAAUUAUUAAUGCUAAACGAUUCUUCAUAUUUCAGACUAUAUUUUGUGAUUUUCUCAAAUUUUUUAACUUUAUUUUCAUACGUUGACGUUUGAGGGAAAAAUAUGGAUUCCGUGAAAUAUUUGGAAAAUGGCCAUACACAAAAACUUAAAAGCGCAUUUUUUUAAAUAAGCUUCUACGCACGCAUACCCUUUUGGCUCGAAGGGCAUCAUAUCCAAUGUUAAAUGGACCCCAUGAGGCAAAGUGUUGUUUUAAGACAAAAUUAACAGAAUUCAAAUAAUUCAGGAAGCGAUAUUUAUAGUAAAAAAUUGGGGAAUAUUGUGUAUCUUACCAACUUGAAAACGAACCCAAUUUACAGCAAUAUUGUUUUAUAUACGUGGAAUUAGUAUUUUUGUCAAUAACUAGGCUUUGUUUGAUUUUCAGACGAAAAAAUGCAAUUUUUAAGAUAAAAUUAUUGAGUGAGAUGUCAAUUACAAUUCUACGAGGCAAUGGAAUAAACCAACCUUCAUUUUAAGUUAACUUUAGAGUUAGAUGCGACAGUUAAUUGAGUGAAAAAAUCUCGAGCUGUCUUUAAAAAAUAUGUUUAAAGUAUAAUCAAUAUCCCAUCAGUAAAUUUGAAAUAUUUUUCGAGACUUCGAGCUUUCAACACUAGAUCAUUUUGAGUUUAAUAAAAAACAUGUUUUUAUUGUGUCAAAUGAGGUCUUCAAUGCAAAAUGAGUGCAUAAUUAUUUAAAUUUGAGCGAAUUAUACUUGAAAUUCUUUCCUGCACUUAUGCCACAUUGGCUCUGAGGGCCUCUAAUUAUCGCCAGCAAUUCAAGCUUGGCUCUUUUCAAACCAGAAAUCAUAGAUCAAGACACUUCAGCGCCAGGAAAAAGUUUUGAACGAUUUCAUUUGCCACAGUUCGUGGGCAGGUCCUUGCAAAUUUUAAACUCAUCACCAUUGACGCCGUCAUGAAAGUCAGCAGAAUCAUCAUCAUCAUCUCCGUCAUUUUCCUGUGCGAACAAAUUACCAUUCAGAUGUCGGCAAAGCGAGCAAUUACAUAUAUGAAUAUCAGUUGUGGUCUAACGAGAAAUAAGUGGUAGUUUUUGGAUGUUAACAAGUCGGAAGUAAAAGUAGGAGUAGCAGUAGUUUGUAGUAGUGAAAGUAGUAAGCAGUACUCAUAAAUUCCUUGCAUUCGCGCAGAACCAGAACAAAAGUACUUACGAACAAAAAACCACUACAGAGAAAAAUUAAUAGAAAAAUAAAACUAGCAUUUUAACCAGACAAAUUGUGAUAGUUAAGCGUUAGUUGGAUGAACAGAACAGAAGUCAGAAUCGGGCGGAAUCGGAUAAGUACAUUCACACACACUCACAGAAAGAGCAAAUUGUGACAUUGUAUCUCCUCUCUGUCUACCUUUCGAAUGUUUCAAAAAGUCGUGUAGUUAAUGAAUAGCGCACAAAAUGCUAUCCAGU